This is a messenger RNA of Gavialis gangeticus (Gharial), 1947 nucleotides long. It is a transcript of the gene E2F2, whose product is annotated as E2F transcription factor 2. Gene Ontology annotation, cellular component: RNA polymerase II transcription regulator complex. NCBI's taxonomy places the organism in Eukaryota, Metazoa, Chordata, Crocodylia, Gavialidae. The record is from RefSeq and is a predicted model, not a curated record. Bases 96 to 1370 code for a protein of 424 amino acids. The transcript is spliced from 7 exons. Gene Ontology annotation, molecular function: protein dimerization activity; RNA polymerase II cis-regulatory region sequence-specific DNA binding; DNA-binding transcription factor activity, RNA polymerase II-specific. Gene Ontology annotation, biological process: regulation of transcription by RNA polymerase II.
AGCAAAUGAAGCGGCACCUCGGUGCUUAGCCCUCCCCCCGCCGGGCGAGAUUCCCCACCCACCCACCAGCUGGGCUUCUCGGAAAGGACUUUGCCAUGCUGCAGAUCCCCGGGGGAGUGUCUUCCGCUGCAGGAAGCGGGGGGUCCUGCUUGGCAGCUCUCCCCCCCCGCCACCAGCAGCCAAAGGCCGGGGUGAGCCCGGCGGACUCGGGGACUUCCAGCCGGAGCAGCCCGCAGAUGCACGCCAUCCCGACCAGCUGCUUCAGCCAGUACCCCCAGCCGGCGGCCGGCGGCGGGGGCCUCUAUGCCACCCCUCAGGGACCGGAGCUCAGAGCCAUCCGCUCUGCUUCUGCGGGAAGGCUGCCGGCCAAAAGGAAGCUUGAUCUGGAAGGGACCGGCCAGCCGGGCAUCCCCGAGUUCCGGACGCCCCAGGGCAAGGACCACGCGGUCAGCCGGAUCGCCAGCCCCAAGACCCCCAAGUCCCCCGGGGAGAAGACGCGGUACGACACCUCUCUGGGGCUCCUGACCAAAAAGUUCAUCCGCCUGCUCAGCGAGUCGGGCGACGGCGUGCUGGACCUGAACCGCGCGGCCGAGGUGCUGGAGGUGCAGAAGCGCCGCAUCUACGACAUCACCAAUGUGCUGGAGGGCAUCCAGCUCAUCCGCAAGAAGUCCAAGAACAACAUCCAGUGGAUGGGCACGGGGCUUUUCGAGGACACCUCUAUGGCGGCGAAGCAGCAGACGAUGCGCCAGGAGCUGGUGGAUCUCUCCAAGUCCGAGAGGACCUUGGACGGGCUCAUCCAGGACUGCACCCUCCAGCUGAAGCACCUGACCGAGGAUGGGACUAACCAGAGGCUGGCGUACGUCACCUACCAGGACAUCCGCGCCAUGAGCAACUUCCGGGAGCAGACGGUGAUCGUGGUCAAGGCGCCUCCGGAGACGAGGCUGGAGGUGCCGGACUGCCACGAGGAGAAUGUGCAGCUGCACCUGCGCAGCGCCAACGGCCCCAUCGAGGUGUACCUGUGCCCCGAGGAGGUGGCCGAGGACAGUCCGGCCAGCGAGAGCCGGCUCCUCGAGCCCUCCCUCCAGGACAGCCGCAGCAGCACUGAGCCCUCUCCAGCCAAAGCGGCGUCCCCGAAGGUGGCCCUGCCCGGCUCCCUGCUGGAGGUGGGGGACGGGCUGCUGGACUCCCCGCACCCCUUGCUGCAGCAGACGGAGGACCAGCUGCCCUCCACCUCCUACCUGGACUCAGUCCCCUUCGUCAGCUUCUCGCCGCCCCUGGACCCGGAGGACUACCUGUGGGGGCUGGAAGGGGGCGAGGGGGUCAGCGACCUCUUCGACACCUACGACUUGGGCGAGCUGCUGCAGAACUGAGCUGGGGCCUCGUCCCUCCUCGGCGUGGUGCUAACGACCUCCCCGGCGCCCGGGGCUUUGCCUUGAUGUGUCUGCCUCCAGCCAGGGGCACCGAGAUCUCAUGUGGGGCAUGGUACACCCCCUCCUGCCCCAGCCCCCGUCCUUGGUCGCAAGGGGGGGGGUGUCCUCACCCCUUGCCCCUGCUGAGGGCAGCACAGACCACAUGUAGCUAAUGGUGCAAUGAAGGACCAAAGAGAUGCUCCCCAGCCCAGCGCUCUACCCCAAUGCACUGCGGGACCUGGAUCGUGUCCAUCCUCCCCAAUGCCUCUGUCUUCUCCCCCAGCUGGGGAGACUGGGACUGGACCGGAAGCCUGCAGGAGACCGGGGCUCUCACGGCAGAGUCUUGUAUGCACUGGGGGGUUGCAGUGCUGCACGGCUUUGCAGCACAGGGAGGUGGGGUAAGUGCCGCUGCUUGAUCCUGCUCAGGUCUGUGGUGGGGGUUGUGGGCACGGCUGGUGGCUUGGUAACAUCCUCGGGACCCUGCAGUUGCUGGUGGGAGCUGGAGCAGCUGCAAGGGACCAGCAGCUUUGCACCAUGG